GGAUAUUUCAUUGGUUCGGCGUCAUCUUCAUGUAGUCCUUAAUACAUUUCAGAAAAGUAUUCCAAACUGAUCUUGAAUUUCUUACGAAUGUUAAACACAAAAAUGGUUCGAGGUACAAGCAAGGGUGAUGAUAUCGGGAAAAUAUUUGUCGGGGGCUUAUCCACAGAAACAACCAAAGAGAGCCUUCAAGAGUAUUUUAGUGACUUCGGUGAAGUCACAGACUGCAUCGUUAUGCGGGAUACCGCCACGAAACGUUCAAGGGGUUUCGGAUUUGUCACUUUUCAAGAUCCUGCUUCAGUUGAUAGCGUGUGCCAAAAGGCUGAACACAUCCUUGAUAACAAGAAGGUUGAUCCCAAGCGUGCUGUGCCACGAGGACCAGGUCAGCAAGAGAUGAUUUCCACACAAAGUCCUGGUGGGCAAAGUAGGGAUGCAGGAAACAAUGAAAACAAAAUUUUUGUUGGUGGACUGAGUAGUAACACCACAGAAGAUGAUCUACGACGGUUUUUCUCUGCCAUUGGAAAGGUUGUUCAUGUUAAGCUGAUGUAUGAUAAAGAAAAUAGCAGAAUGCGAGGCUUUGGUUUUGUAACGUUUGAGUCAAGUGAAGCAGUAGAGGAGGCUUGCCGUAUACAUUAUCAUGACAUCAAUGGAAAAACGGUUGAGGCAAAGAAAGCUGAGCAGCGUGAUUCUAGAAUGGGACCAGGAGGAAGCAUGGGCAUGGGUGGAGCACAGAUGAACAGUGGGUACAACAGUGCACAGUAUUACCCUCAAAUGCAAGGUCAGUUUGGUGGGCCUCCUCCAGUCCCUGGUAUGGGUCGCGGCUAUCCAGGCUAUAGUGCAAUCCCUCAAGGCUAUCCUGGUGCACCCAACAUGGUUACUCCAGGAUAUGGUUAUGGUGGAUAUGACCAGACUUCCAUGUAUGGUGCACAAACUUCUGUUGCCACUCCUGGAUAUGGAAACUAUAGUGCAGUACCUUCAUCAGCAGCAUCUAUGGCCGCAACGUCAGGCGGAUAUCCAGAUUACAGUCAGAUGUCAGCAGCAACACCCCAAGCUGGAAUGCCAGCAACUACCCCUGGUGGCCAGCCUCGCUUAGAGACCCCUGCUACCACAGACUACUCAGUUUAUGGCCUGGGGAACUACCCACAACAGGAGUCUAACUAUGGUCCUGCUAGGACAUCCUUCUCCUCCGACUCAGGAUACAGUGGCUUUGCUGGUAAUGCUGAGCAACCUGGCUACGGUCCAGGUCCUUAUGGAGGCGGAGAAAGUCUUGGAAGGGGAGGCAAUGUUUCUCGUGGAUUUCACCCUUACGGACGAUAGAUAGCUCGAAAACCCUUCAGUUAAAAGGAAAAAAAUGGCAUUCGCUCGAAACUUAACCUCGAAACGAACGAUGUGGUCAAUAAGCUUUUUAGAAGGUCAAGGCGCUGGGAUUUCCCACUGAAAAAUUAUUUUAACCUCGAAGUUAUUGUUUGUUUUGUUUUUUCUUUUUUUACUUCCAUUUCAAGGAAUUUUAAUUAACUUAGUUCGGUUGUGAAGAAUUCUUGUAGAGGUUUCGUUUUUUCUGCAUAAAUUCGCUCAUUACCUUUAAUUAUGAACGAAAUGUUGAUCUGAGAUAAACAAGGCACUUUUUUGAACAGGUUGAAAAAAAAAAUUCAGAGUGAACUUGAAAUCAACACACAGGACAUUUGAGAACCCAGUUUACCAUUUAAUUGACGUUAUCAUAUUGCUUAUGUUCUGUGAGGUGAUCAAUAAAAAAUUUUUGCGGUUUUCA
Molecule: messenger RNA, 1765 nt
Organism: Pocillopora damicornis (cauliflower coral)
Lineage: Eukaryota; Metazoa; Cnidaria; Anthozoa; Scleractinia; Pocilloporidae
Product: DAZ-associated protein 1
Biological process (GO): regulation of translation
Cellular component (GO): cytoplasm
Molecular function (GO): mRNA binding
Source: RefSeq, a predicted model, not a curated record